CUGUUAACCAAGAUCCAGAUUUUAAGCCAAGAAUUACAGACAUGUUCAGAAUACUUCGAGAUUGUCACAAAGAAUUCAUCAAAGCUCCACCAUCAUCUAUAAAUUCGCAAAAACAAGGUUACAUGCAAACAAAACUAAAGAACCCGGCAAUACCAACUCCAAAACGAAAAUUCAGAUAUGCUGAUUCGGGUAAUAUUAAGGACAAAGAAAAGGUUAUUGCGGAAUUAUUUAAAGAAGUUGCUGAUGAUGAAGCAAAUGAAUUUCCUGAGGCGAAAUUAAGAUAUGGGGAUUGCUUAUAUAAUGGUAAAGGUGUUAAACAGAAUUUGGUGGAAGCCCUCAAAUAUUUUGAGAAAGCUGCCGAAAAUGGCCUUAAAGUGGCAAUGUAUAAUGCUGGAAAUCUACAUUUUAAAGGUUGUGGCGGUGAUAAAAGAGAUUUACAAAAAGCUGAAUAUUAUAUGAAAUUAGCUGCGUAUAUUGAAUAUCCUCCCGCAAUCAAGUUUUGUAAAGAACAUGAUUUUUAUUGA
Funneliformis mosseae is the source of this 524-nucleotide messenger RNA. The record is from the annotation of a GenBank genome assembly. NCBI's taxonomy places the organism in Eukaryota, Fungi, Glomeromycota, Glomeromycetes, Glomerales, Glomeraceae.